Messenger RNA from Condylostylus longicornis, 3217 nucleotides. RefSeq names its product cyclin-G-associated kinase (gene aux). Gene Ontology annotation, biological process: regulation of clathrin-dependent endocytosis; protein phosphorylation; positive regulation of Notch signaling pathway. Gene Ontology annotation, cellular component: cytoplasm. NCBI's taxonomy places the organism in Eukaryota, Metazoa, Arthropoda, Insecta, Diptera, Dolichopodidae. Gene Ontology annotation, molecular function: ATP binding; AP-2 adaptor complex binding; protein serine/threonine kinase activity. The transcript has a single exon. The coding region runs from base 78 to 3131 and encodes 1017 amino acids. The record is from RefSeq and is a predicted model, not a curated record.
UCACCCCUACCCCUGUACAAAACAUAAUCCUAAUAUCAAGAAAAUAAAAAUUUAUUUGAUUUAGAUAGUUAUUAAUAAUGAGUGAUUUUGUUAAAUCGGCUAUUGAUAUUUUAAGUCGUACGCAAAAGGAAGAUGAACAAGGAUUCGUUGGCGAAAUUAUUGAAAUUAAUGGUUUAAAAUUUAAAGUGAAAAAGUUUUUGGCCGCUGGAGGAUUUUCUAAUGUUUAUGCCGUAUCAAACAAAAAAGGGGAGUUUUUUGCUGUAAAAAGGCUGAGUGGGUUCGAUAAAGAAGGCUGUGACAAAAUUCUAAAAGAAGUAGAUGUGCACAAAAAAUUAUCAAAUGAUAACAUUGUGAAAUUGCAUGGAGUUUCCCUUAUUCAAAAGAAAGUCGGGAGUUUAAAGGUCGCGGAAUAUUUACUUUUGACAGAAUUAUGCCCGUUUUCAUUAGUUGAUAUUGUAAAUGAAGAACUGCAAUUAUUCACAAUUUUGAACAUAAUGAAUCAUGCAAUAAGUGCAAUAAAUUAUUUACAUGGCUUGCAGCCCCCUAUAAUUCACAGAGAUAUAAAGUUAGAAAAUUAUUUGAUUUCCGUAGAUGGGAUUUUAAAGUUAUGUGAUUUUGGAUCUGCAACAACUGACGCUAUCAAACCAAACGAAAACUGGAGCAUGAAAAAAAGGGAAGAAAUUCAAGAAGAAAUUUUUAGUAACACAUCACCAAUGUAUAGAGCACCCGAAAUUGUAAGUACAUGGGAAAAUUAUGAAAUUAGUUUGAAGGUAGAUAUAUGGGCUAUUGGGUGCGUGUUUUAUUGUAUUUUAUAUAAAAAGCACCCAUUCGAAGAUGCUGCAAAGUUACGCAUUAUAAAUGGAAAUUAUGUUAUACCUAAUAUGACAAAAUAUAAUUGCUUCCAUACUCUGAUCAAAAAAUGUCUAAUUGUUAAUCCUAAAUUUAGAAUAGGAUCAUGUGAGGCUGUAAAUAUUUUGCAACAUAUCAGUAGGGUGAACGGACAUAAAGUUUCAGAAAAAAUUAACUUGGCUGAAGUUAUGUCACAAAAUAUUGAAUCUACUAUAUGUACUAAUGAACGGAGUAUCAAAGGUAGAAGUUUUGAAACUGAAUCAAAUAUAUUAGACAAUUCGGACUCACUUCAAUCCUUAAUAAAUGCCAAUGCGUUCUUAACUUCAAUUAAAGGUGGCGCAAACUUAAUAUUCAAGAACUUUCUGGGAUCAUCUUCUAAAGUUUUGAAUUCCGUAUACAAUAAUAAGGCAAGCAACAUUUUUAGCAUAACUAGUAGAAUUAUCGUCUCGUACGAAUCAAGUCAAGACAUUUUGAAAAAACAUCUAGAAAGUAUAUACUUGUUGUCAAAUAUUAGUGUUUAUGCUUUUUGUUUCAAUAACUUUCGUUUACCGCCACCAGUGAGAACCAUUCAGAUAAGUUCAUUGAACUAUAAUUGGAAAAUUAAAACUCUAGAUUUAGAAUUUCUAUAUAACCUUGUUGAAGAAAUAUUUGGGUUUCUAAAUUCUGAAAAAAAACAUAUUUUAGUUUUACAAGAAAGUAAAUGUUGUAAUAUAAUAGUGGUAGUGGUAUGCGCUCUGUUUUUAUAUUCUGGUUUGGUUGAAUAUAUAGAAGAUGCUCUACAAAUUUUUGCUGUAAGGGUACAACCAAUAAAAAUAUUUGCUUCGGAAUUUCGAUACUUAAAUUAUUUUAAGCAAAUUCUUAAAGAAAGUAUUCCACAUCAUAAAAAUUUUAAUUUUGUUUCCUUGACUUUAGAAAAAUUUAACUACAAACUAGAAGGAGGUACAUUAUUUGUAGAAAUUUAUGAGAACAAUAAUUUUGUACAUUCGUGUAACAUAAUGAAUUUAUCAAAUAAUGCAGGGAUUAUGAUAAAUAAAAAAUUAAUUGGAAAUAUUUUGAUAUUAUUUGCAAAUCAAAAAAAUUCUGUGAAAUGCCUUGAAAAUAAUAUUAAAAAUAAAUUUGCAAGUGUACAAUUUCACACUGGUUUUUUAACUAAUCACAAAUUAUUAAAAUUUUCAAAAGAAGAUAUUGAUUUUGACAAUGACGAUACGGAUUUAUCUAUUUUAAUUAAAUAUACUUUAGAUGAGGAAACGGUAAGCAUAUCGAAAUGUUGGGAAAAUGUCCGACUGAAGAAAGAUCCGAUAAAUCUUUUCAGUUCUCAAUAUGAACAUAAUGAAGUAAUUGAAAAUUUUGUUGUAAAUAAAAAGUGUUCGAAACAAUUAGAAGAAUCCGAAAAUGCUUCAAUUAGCAACAAUUACGAUUCUGAAUUUCGAGAGCGUCAUUCUCAUAAUAUAAAAGAUUUCGAAAAUUUCGGCUCUAUUAAAGAAGCAAGUUGUUCAGGAGAUAGCACGGACGUUCCAGUAUUGUUGGAUUUUACAGCAAAUUGUCCAGAAGGAUUUGUAGAUACCCAUAGUAUUACAAGUAUAGUGCCACAAGAAUUAGCAGAUAUUUUCGGACCAUCAUUUGAAAAUACAUUUGAAAAUUUGUCAAUCAACCCAACCCAAACGCAAAAAAAAGAAAAAGAUCCUUUUGGUGAUUUACUUGAGUUCUCUUUUAGUGAUAAUGGUGAAAAAAAUUCUAUUUCGAAACAAGAACAAAUUGACCCUGCUGUGAAAAAAAAUGUAGAUCAAAAACAUAAAAAAACGGAGAAAUUAGAGAAAAGUUUCGGAAAUUUUUCCAAAAAUAGCAUUAGCAGUUCAAGCUCUUGUCAAAAAAAUUCUCAACAGGAUAGCGAUUGUUUUGCAGAUCUGUUAGGCCAACAAGGAUAUAGUUUUGCGAAAAAAAUGACAUCGGAACCGAAGACUAUAAACGAUUUAAGAAAAAAAGAUGUCUUAAAUAACUUAGACGAAGAAAGUUUAAAGAUAUAUAAAUGGACUCAAGGAAAAAGAGCUAAUAUUAGAGCCCUGUUAUGCUCAAUGCACACUAUAUUAUGGAAGAAUGCAGCGUGGUCUAAAUGCGAAAUGCAUCAACUAGUUACUUUUUUGGAAGUUAAAAAAGCAUAUAGAAAAGCAUGCCUUGCAGUUCAUCCUGAUAAGCAUAUUGGAACAGAAAAUGAAAAACUUUCUAAGUUAAUAUUUAUGGAAUUAAAUUCAGCAUGGAACAACUUCAAUACAGAAAAUUCAUAGAGCUCUUACAAAAUUUAGAUAUAUUUUGUUAUAGGUUGCAUAGCUAAAUCUAAUAAAUAGAAUUAAAAUUUGUCAAUAAAAUACAA